Manis javanica (Malayan pangolin) is the source of this 999-nucleotide messenger RNA. Lineage: Eukaryota; Metazoa; Chordata; Mammalia; Pholidota; Manidae. The record is from RefSeq and is a predicted model, not a curated record.
GUCCACUUGGAGAGCCUGGGAUUAGGCAUCCUCAUUUCAUUCAUUCAUUCACUGAGAGUCACCAACAUGCAGCCUGUGCAGGAUCUGAAAAAGGACUCUUGCUGGAUGACCCAAUAGUGGGCUCUACUGGGUGUCUCCAAGCAACGAGGCCUCUCUCUGGAUCCUUGACCUCCCCCCAGGGUUCCACCCACUGCCCCUACCAGGCGAGCAAGCCCUGGUGGCAGCUGCCACAGCCCAUCACAACACUUCCCCGCAGCAUGCUGGGGGCUAACUCUGGUGUCAUCCUCCUAUAGAAAACCAUGAGUCCAACUAUCUAGGCAGCCAUACCUGCAGCCAGCCACCUAGGUGCCAUCUGACCCUUCUAGACACCCACAGGUCCCAGAACCCAAGAUGCAUCUGCUCUGGAGGCUCCUGAUCUUCCUCCACUUGCUGUCCUUGAGCUGGGCACUGCACAGGCAACCCGGGCCUGGCCUGGCCAAGGCCCACGUGGACAGCAAAUCAGCUCUGGCAAGAAUUAUUGCCCAGGGCCUCAUGAAGCACAACAUAGAGGACAGAAUCCAGAAUAUCCACGUCCUGGACAGUCUGAAUGCCUUGGGGCAGGCGACUCAGGGGAUGGUGGGCUGGCUAAUCGGGAGCACAGGCCUCCAGCAGCAGCAAGAAAGCAGGCCCUUCGAUAACAAAAUUGUGAAGACGCAUGCAUGCAUGAUCCUCAUUGUGGAGUUCUGGCUGGAGAAAGAUGAGUUUGGCCGGAGGGAGCUGGUGAUAGGCAAUUGCCUCGUGGAGCCCAGCAGCUUCCACACAACAGUCUUAACCGAAAACAUCCCACAAAAGAUGAAACCUUUUCUCCAUAACCUCAGAGAGAACCUGAGAAAAGUCCUCCCAUACCUGAUAGAAAGUCAGGUAUGUCCUCUGGUCGGUGAAAUCCUCAGACAGUUGGAUGUAAAACUGUUGAAAAGCCUCAUAGAACAGGCUGCUGCUCAACAACUCGACCAACUGUGA